AAGUGUCCGGACUGGAAGGGGGUGAAAGUGUCCGGACUGGAAGGGGGUGAAAGUGUUUGGACUGCAAGGGGGGAAAGUGUCCGGACUGGAAGGGGGGGGGGGGAAAGUGUCCGGACUGGAAGGGGGGGAAAGUGUCCGGACUGGAAGGGGGGAAAGUGUCCGGACUGGAAGGGGGGGAAAGUGUCCGGACUGGAAGGGGGUGAAAGUGUCCGGACUGGAAGGGGGGUGAAAGUGUCCGGACUGGAAGGGGGGUGAAAGUGUCCGGACAGGAAGGGGGGGGAAGCGUCCGGACUGGAAGGGGGGGAAAGUGUCUGGACAGGAAGGGGGGGAAAGUGUCUGGACA
Molecule: messenger RNA, 343 nt
Organism: Staurois parvus
Lineage: Eukaryota; Metazoa; Chordata; Amphibia; Anura; Ranidae
Source: the annotation of a GenBank genome assembly